CACUUCCGGUAUUCUUGCCAAUGCUACCAGAGGAACUUCUAAAAUCACUAGCUUUUUCGGGUCUCCAACAUUGGCAUCAUCAAUGUAUUUAGCAUCUUUGGCAUCUUCAGUAACCCCAAUGUAUUCAGCGUCUUUGUCUUCAGUAACCCCAAUAUAUCCAACUGUGACCAGAUUUGAUAACAAUGAGGAUAUAAGUGAGGAUAGCGAUGAUGGUAGUGGUGGAAAUAAUAGUGAAGGUGCAUCUGUUGCCCUUGGAAAUAUAAUUGCUCAGCUUCAGGAAGACCUCCUGAAUAAUGAAAAAACAUUCACAGCUUUCGAAUAUAAUGAAUGGCAAGUUGUAUAUGAAUAUUUUGUACAGCUAUAUAAUGGUUACGGAAAAAUAAAAGUGAGUGAAAUUGCGACAAGCAUAGUUUAUGUUUCCCCAAACCCAUAUAAAUACAAGAAAAUUCACUUUUUUGGUGAAUUUUAUUUGCAUCAUGAAUGUUUUCCAGUCUUCUAUCAUGGUCAACAUCAAAAAUGCAAAAGAUUGAUUGAUGAUGAAGACAUGACAUUAAAAUAUAAUCAAUGA
Cetraspora pellucida is the source of this 568-nucleotide messenger RNA. The record is from the annotation of a GenBank genome assembly. Lineage: Eukaryota; Fungi; Glomeromycota; Glomeromycetes; Diversisporales; Gigasporaceae.